Erythranthe guttata (spotted monkey flower) is the source of this 1203-nucleotide messenger RNA. RefSeq names its product F-box/kelch-repeat protein At3g23880. Gene Ontology annotation, molecular function: protein binding. The record is from RefSeq and is a predicted model, not a curated record. NCBI's taxonomy places the organism in Eukaryota, Viridiplantae, Streptophyta, Magnoliopsida, Lamiales, Phrymaceae.
AAAACCCUAGCUCCUAAGAACCUCAAAACUCCAAACUGCCGAUCGAACUCUUUAAACCACAACACUGAAAUGGAGAACAACGACAAAGCGGAACAAAUCCAACGUCAUCUACCAGAAGAUAUCGUCACAGAAAUCUUGUCAAGACUCCCAGUACAAUCUCUCUUGAGGUUCAAGUCGGUUUCCAAAUCAUGGCGUUUUUUGAUCUGCAGCAAAAACUUCAUCAAAACCCAUCUCGAAAAUUCCGAAAAGAACGAAACUUUCGCCCGCCACAGGUUUAUCUCGACAUCUUUAUGGAAUUCGAAGUGCCCGGGCAAUCUAAGGGUAUGUUCUUUGCGCUCGUUGUUGACCGAACCGGUCACUCGUUCGUCUCCUCUCGAUUUUUUCCCGGAGAGUGGUUCUACGGAUUUACGCAUUGUGGGUACCUGCAAUGGUUUGACCUGCGUUAUCGUUGAUAGUUAUCGGUUCUUCUUGUUGAACCCUUCGACGCGAGAGUACAGACAGCUGCCCGACUUUGAGCGCCCGAGCAAACGUGGUUUUAUGACCGGGCUCGGCUUUGGAUUCGAUGAGAGCAGCGGUGAUUACAAGGUUAAUGCUGUUUUUCGUAGGGCUUUAUUUCCUCCGACAUCCGAUGUGGCAAGAGUGUAUAGUUUGAAGGCCGAUUCGUGGAGAGGUAAUAACGUGCGCUUUAAGGAUGGGUGGAACUGUUGCCGAUUGGGUAAGUUUGUGAAUGGGAAGCUUCACUGGAGAAGUUAUAAAUGCGAACAUUUUGAAUCGGAAUGGGAAAUUGUUUGUUUAGAUUUGGAGAGGGAGAGAUUCGGAACUUUGGAGAAAUUACCUCGUUGUUUCGAGGGUUACUUUUGCCCGAUUUUGUUAGUUGUCAAAGGAUGUCUUUGUGUGUUGUUCGGGUAUCCUAAAGCUAUUAGGUUCGAUAUUUGGAUUUGGAGGGAGUCUGGGGUGGAAGAUUCUUGGGCUAAAUUUUUUACUAUACCUAAUCCAUGUCAUUCUUUGACGCAUUCAAUCCCGUGGGGUGGGUACUUGACCCCGCCGUUUGUGUUGUCAAACGGCGAGGUUUUGUAUUCAUGCGGAUCGGGUUUUCUAAUUUACAAUCCAAAGGACGAUAGGCUUAGCCAAAGUCGCACAGUUGACUUUGAUCGCUACGAAGCGAAAGUCUACACAGAAAGUUUAGUCUCACUUGUUAAUUAA